Messenger RNA from Hippocampus comes (tiger tail seahorse), 778 nucleotides. It is a transcript of the gene zcchc24, whose product is annotated as zinc finger, CCHC domain containing 24. The record is from RefSeq and is a predicted model, not a curated record. The transcript has 2 exons. NCBI's taxonomy places the organism in Eukaryota, Metazoa, Chordata, Actinopteri, Syngnathiformes, Syngnathidae. Bases 272 to 763 code for a protein of 163 amino acids. Gene Ontology annotation, molecular function: zinc ion binding; nucleic acid binding.
AAGGAGCUCUCUCAGCCCCGCUGCAAUAAAGGGCGAUAGCGGACCAUGGGGAGCAGGGGGAAACUUUUUAUACUGACAUAUUAGCGCUAUGACUUUUGACUAAGACUUAACUGGGGCCAGGCUCCGGGCGUGAGGAGCGUACAAGGGCUCUUUUUUUUCGGAAUCAAAAAGGACCACUCGACAUCUCGCCCCGAGGAAAAAAGCCACCAAGAAACGAGUUCCAUUGAAAGUAUCUGCGGUGGCAAGUCGAGUUCAGCCCUUUGGAUUGAAGAUGAGCUUAUUGUCUGCCAUAGACACGAGUGCCUCCGUGUACCAGCCUGCGCAACUCCUCAACUGGGUCUAUCUCUCCUUGCAAGACCCCCACCACCAGACCAGCGCCUUUGACGCCUUCAGACCCGAACCCAACUCUUCCCACCCGGAUCUCAACUUCAGCAAGAGUCCCGCCUCGGCCGACUUGAGCUCUUCCCUCAACUCCAACUAUCUCAACAACUUCUUUCAACUGCAGCGCAAUGAGGCCUUAAACAACAACGUGUACAAGAAUGUAUCGCCGUACGGCUCCCUGAACAACAUCGUGGAUGGGCUCAACUCGCUGACGGAUCACUUCUCAGACCUUUCCCUGUCAUCAGAGCCAAGAAAGCCUAACAAGAGACCGCCGCCCAAUUAUUUGUGCCACCUGUGCUUCAACAAGGGUCAUUACAUCAAAGACUGCCCUCAGGUGAGGCGCCGUUUAUUACAUAACCCGCGAACAGAAAGAUCAGCAUGACACGAUCGGUACGUG